This is a messenger RNA of Lycium barbarum (goji berry), 1137 nucleotides long. RefSeq names its product adenylate kinase, chloroplastic-like. Gene Ontology annotation, cellular component: cytoplasm. Bases 86 to 928 code for a protein of 280 amino acids. NCBI's taxonomy places the organism in Eukaryota, Viridiplantae, Streptophyta, Magnoliopsida, Solanales, Solanaceae. Gene Ontology annotation, biological process: nucleoside triphosphate biosynthetic process. Gene Ontology annotation, molecular function: AMP kinase activity; nucleoside diphosphate kinase activity; ATP binding. The transcript is spliced from 7 exons. The record is from RefSeq and is a predicted model, not a curated record.
AGAGGUUAGUUAAGUAAGCCACUUCUGAAAGUGUCCCAAAUUUCUUUACAAAUUGCACAAAACACGCACAGAGAGUUGUAGCGCCAUGGCUUCGUGUUGCUCAUUGAGCUUCACAGCAGUCUCUUCAAAGCCAAACAAGCCUUACUCAUCACCUAUUUCUUCCUCUCUUCAACUCCCAAUAUUACCUUUUUCUAAAUCUUCAAAUUAUACCCUUCUCCAAACUCAAUGCUGCAAAAUCCCAUUACCAAAUAGUCCCACUUUCUUGGUUGUGGGGUCUGUGAAAAAGCAAGAACCUUUGAGGAUUAUGAUAUCGGGAGCUCCAGCUUCUGGUAAAGGAACACAAUGUGAGCUCAUUACUAAGAAAUAUGAUUUGGUGCAUAUCGCUGCUGGAGAUUUACUGAGGGCCGAAAUUGCUGCAGACACUGAAAACGGAAGACGAGCAAAGGAAUAUAUGGAUAAAGGGCAACUGGUACCAAAUGAAAUAGUUGUAACGAUGGUCAAAGAUCGGUUGAUGCGUCCAGACUCUCAAGAGAAGGGUUGGCUUUUAGAUGGAUACCCUCGGAGCUUGUCUCAAGCAGUAGCUCUCAAAGAAUUUGGUGUCCAGCCAGACCUUUUUAUUCUUCUGGAAGUACCAGAAGAGAUACUUGUUGAUAGAGUGGUUGGCCGUAGACUAGAUCCUGUAACUGGGAAAAUAUACCAUUUGAAGUAUUCUCCUCCAGAAACAGAAGAAAUUGCAGCAAGGCUUACCCAGCGCUUUGACGAUACAGAAGAAAAGGUGAAGCUGCGUCUGCAAACUCACUAUCAAAAUGUGGAAUCAGUUCUCUCAUUGUACCAAGAUAUUACAGUCCAGGUGGACGGAAGCGUUUCCAAAGAGGAGGUAUUUGCUCAGAUUGAUGGUGCAUUAUCUCAACUUCUUGAAACAAAGUAAGGAAAAUUUGGAACCGUAAUGUGAUAGAGAGCAGGAAAAAUCAGUAACAUGUACAAUGUAAUACUGAAGAGGAUCACAAAAGAUAGAGCAAUGAGGGGUUUUCUUGAUUUCAGAUUGUUGAUUGCAAUCCCUCUUAUACAAAUGUAUUGAAGUAUUCUUGUAUAUCAUUUUUGCUCCAACUAUCUAUUUUUGAGUGGAUAUUCAAUGAA